Messenger RNA from Aspergillus campestris IBT 28561, 1931 nucleotides. Its product is annotated as pseudouridine synthase PUS2. Gene Ontology annotation, biological process: mRNA pseudouridine synthesis; tRNA pseudouridine synthesis. Gene Ontology annotation, cellular component: nucleus. The record is from RefSeq and is a predicted model, not a curated record. The transcript is spliced from 5 exons. Bases 213 to 1931 code for a protein of 572 amino acids. Lineage: Eukaryota; Fungi; Ascomycota; Eurotiomycetes; Eurotiales; Aspergillaceae. Gene Ontology annotation, molecular function: pseudouridine synthase activity; RNA binding.
CUCGCCACAUCUCUACCCCGUCUAUCUUUUUCUAUGCAUAGCCGGGCUAUUUCCUGUCGCUUUAUACCUAGGCUAUCGUCCUUUUACACGAAUCGAGCUACGUCGCGCCAAAACUCUCCGACCGCACUCUUCAACCCUACGAGGUCGUUCGCAAACACCGCUCGAUCAUUACAGCGUUGGGAGACCCCAAGCCUCGAAACACUACCGUUGCAAUGGAUAAUAAACAAGGGGGAGGCGGCGGACAGAGAGAUGCUAGUGGAAAGCGUAAAGCUAGAGAUAUGGGCCGAAAGGAGUGGAGUCGGCUCCACACAGACAAGCGCGCGCGCAACGAUAAACAGGCAGAGAAGAAUCGGCGCAAGAUAGAGAAUGGGGAGGAGGUCAAGGCCCCUGUCUAUGCGACGCAUUUCUCCCAGGAGGAUAUCGAUCAGGAGCAGAGACGGCCGAAGAAGAAGGUUGCUGUGCUGUUGGGGUAUUCGGGGACGGGGUAUAAAGGGAUGCAGUUGAGUGAAACUGAGAAGACGAUCGAGGGAGAGCUCUUCACUGCGUUUGUGGCGGCUGGUGCUAUCUCUAAGGCGAAUGCGGCGGACCCGAAGAAGUCGUCGCUGGUGCGGUGUGCGCGUACGGACAAGGGUGUCCACGCUGCGGGCAACAUUGUCUCCUUGAAGUUGAUCGUUGAGGACGAGGACAUUGUUCAAAAGAUCAACGACAAGCUCAGCGCGCAGAUUCGGGUCUGGGACAUUCUCCCCACCAGCAAGUCCUUCAGCAGCUACCAGUUGUGCGACUCCCGUGUAUACGAAUACCUGAUUCCGAGCCAUUGCUUCCUGCCGCCUCAUCCCAGCACGUACCUAGGGAAGAAGAUCGCCGAGGUUGCCGAGAAGGAAGGGGACUUUGAGGCGUAUCGCGCUAGACAGGAGGAGGUUGCUGGCUUCUGGGACGAAGUCGAUGAGAAGCACGUCAAACCGAUCUUGGAGGGUGUUCCGGAGGACAUUCGCGCACUCGUCGAGAAGGCACUGUACUUUGACGAAGACAAGGGCCCCAAGAAUGAGGAUGAACAGCAGACGGAGGGGGCAGAAAACAAAGACGAGGCGGCUCAAGCUACCUCUGAAACAGCCCCGGCUGAUGCUGCCUCCGAAGCGGACGAAGCCCUCAGACGCCAGAUCAUUGACGUCGUGAAACAGGUCAAGGCUGUUUAUAUCACCGCGAAACGGGCGUACCGCAUUCCCGAGUCCCGUCGGGCUCGGAUCCAGGCGGCACUUGAUCAGUACGUUGGGACGAAGAACUUCUGGAACUUCACUAUUCAAAAGAUGUUCAAGGACCCCUCUGCCAAGCGCUUCAUCAAGUCCUUCAAGAUGCACCCCGAGCCUAUCAUCAUCAACGGCACCGAGUGGCUCAGCCUCAAGGUGCACGGCCAAAGCUUCAUGAUGCACCAGAUCCGCAAGAUGGUCGCCAUGGCGGCGAUGGUGGUACGAUGCGGCAGUGAUCCUUCGCGCAUCGCGGAAACGUACGGCCCCACAAAGAUCGCCAUCCCCAAGGCGCCUGGACUGGGCCUGUUGCUGGAGCGCCCGGUUUUCGAAAUGUACAACAAGCGGCAAGAUACGAUCGGUAACGGCAAGCAAAGCAUCGACUUUGACCGAUAUAACAAAGAGAUCGACGAAUUCAAGCAACGCGAGAUCUACGAUCGGAUAUUCCGCGAGGAAGAGCAGCUCAACGCCUUCUCCUCCUUCUUCAACCACAUCGACCAUUUCCCGCAAGAAGAGUUCCUGUACGUCACGUCCGGUGGUAUUGGCGCUGCCCGUCCUGUCCUGGCGCCCGGUGCUGCACCGCAGGCCCCGAAGCUGACAGACCGCAAGUCCCAGCGAGAAGCGCUGGCUGAGGUAGAGGAGGAGUCAGAAGACGAGACACUUCCUAACAACGGGGAGGAAGGCGGGUGA